Molecule: messenger RNA, 1965 nt
Organism: Penicillium argentinense
Lineage: Eukaryota; Fungi; Ascomycota; Eurotiomycetes; Eurotiales; Aspergillaceae
Product: Leucine Rich Repeat domain protein
Exons: 2
Coding region: 1-1965 (654 amino acids)
Source: RefSeq, a predicted model, not a curated record
AUGGCGUCUCUCACCACUACUCCCCCUUCGCACUCCAAGCCGUUGGUCCCGCGAUUCACCGUCCCCUGUGGUGAUCACAUCCACUCCCGCGACUCCUCGCCCUCGUCGUGUGACACUCCGGACGGCUCGAGGUCCAGCCGCCGCCCGUCCUUUGGCUCUAUCAAAGAAGACACCGACGACGGUGAGUCUCCGAAUUCGCAAGUCGCGCAGAAGGAAAGGAACAUGACUCUGAUCGGCACAGGUAUCGCGCAAUCAUUCGUGGACACUCAUCAUCCGCCUUCUCCCCAGGAGCCCAAGGAAUCUCGUAAGCUGGAGCUCCGGGAGAUGCAGCAGAGCCCCGACUUUUGCUGCCCGUGUGGUGGGUUCCUAGGGUGGAAGCAAAUUCGCCUGGGCGGAAAGGGCCUGAGCCGUAGCUAUGGCGAUCUCCGUGGGCUCGGCAACUUGCAGGCAAAGGGUUGGGCGUGGGAGAACACCAACACCGGACGCGAGUUGAAGCCUCCCAAGGCCCCGGAGGUCGAGGUGGAACCAGUCCAGCCUGCAGUGCCGCCUCCAGGCACUUCGGCUUUGGAGAAGCUCCCGCCCGAGGUUCUUGACCAAAUCAUCUCCAACCUAGCCUUGGAUCUGCCGCCCAAUGGCUAUACUCCUCGAAAUGUCGACUUGAUCGCGUGCCUCCUGACCUCGCACACCUUGCACGCGGCGACUCUCAGCGUACUUUACCGAAACAUGACUUUCCCGCACUCAAUCAUUUUCUCCAAGGCCCUAAACCACAUGUCCCAAUACCCGGCACUGGGCACUCUGGUGCGCCGUCUCGACUUUUCCCACUUUACAUCCGUCGGAUUGGGUCGCACUAAGCAAAUGAACGCGGAGAUCCAAAAUCUGACCUCGCGCACGCUUUUGAACUGCCUGGAUCUCUUGCCAAACUUGAAGGAAUGUCUGUUGCAGGAACACUUAGAGGGUGAUCUUAGCGUGGAGGUGAUUCGAAAGUUGUUCAUGGGUCUACCAAAUCUGCGCGCGAUGGACUUCUGUGGCUGCUCUACUCAGGCCUUUUCCCAGGUUUUCACCGAGGCGUUGACCGCUGGCCCGCCCUUGCCGAUGAGCUUGCCCGGCUUGAAACGUCUCUCGCUUCACGAAUGCAGUACCAUCCCGGCACCCAUGUUUGACCAUCUGCUCUCGCGACUCGUCAACUUGACCCACCUGGACUUGACCCACACUCAGGUCAACGAUUCGGCUCUUACUGUCAUCCCCGAGACUGCGCGUAUCAGCCAUCUGAGCCUGUCUCGCUGCACACGCCUUCGCAGCUCCGCAGUGGUCGAGUUCCUGACCACCCACCCUGCGGUUUGUGAAUCGAUUGUUUACCUGAACCUUCUGACGGACCCCACCCGUUUUCGCCUGCUGGAAGAGGAGAAUGUCUCUGCAUUGCUGCCCAAGCUUCCCUCGACUCUCCGCUCGUUGAACUUAGGUGGUGCUAAGGUCACCUCUGACCACGUACCACUUUUGGUCCCUCUGACCAAGCACUUGCAGGAAUUGGGGUUGAGCUCGGCUGAUCUCUCAGUCAAGGAUAUCAACUCUUUCUUCACCAAGGAAGAAAACGCUCCUCCCAGCACCCUCUGCUACCUCGACCUUGCCAAGGUUCCGCAAAUGACUAUCGGCGCGAUCUUCAAUAUGAGCACCUGCCUGCUUCUGUCGGAGCAGAGUUACCCUCUGCAGGUGAUUGAGUUCAGCGAAAAGAUCAUUACUCCUCUUCGUGAGCGCACCAGAACUCAGCGUGUGUCCGUCGGUUGGACCGUCCGUGACCUCGGCCGUCGUGGCUGGUACGUUCGGGACCCCGCGUCCAUGCCCAACGAGCCUCUUGACGAUGGAUCGCGCUACUGGAAGAUGGGCGCGCGCUGGUGGGGCAUGCGCAAGAUCCCUAUGGCCGUUGGCGAGGUCGGUGGUAUCUACGGACACUACAUGUUCAAAAAAUGA